GAGAUGCAAGUUGGAUUGUUGGAUUGUUGCUCCAAAAAUGGGUAGAAAAAGUGGAAAUAAGGAAGAAGUUCCUGAAGAUAUUGGUGCGUUUGAAGCUCGUGAAUAUUUACGGAAACGUUUAGUGGGGAAAGAAGUAAUUUUCAAGAAAUUGUAUUCGGUACCAAUUGGACCAAGUGGAAAUCGAGACUGUGGUCUGGUUUAUGUGGAUGGAGAUGAAUAUUCACUGAACGAGAGACUGGUUGAAGAAGGUUUAGUUGAAGUAAUUAAACGUCGCCAGAAUGAGGAAUCAUUGGUGUAUAAGCGUCUGAUUGAAUUGGAGGAAGCAGCAAAAGAAGGGAAGAAAGGAAAAUGGUGUCCAGUGGGUGAGAAGAGAUCAUUCAAGAGACGAAGUGUAUUGCAAGAAGUGAGCGCUGAGACUGCGGAAUCUUUGAAGGGUAAAAGUUUCAAAGAGAAUGCAAUAGUUGAAUAUGUUCAAAGUGCGGAUCAAAUGAGGAUAGCGCUUUGCAUGUCCAAGGAUAAAGGAGAAUGGCAAAUGAUAACAUUGCGAUUAUCUGGGAUAAAGUGUCGUCCGGAAAGCUCAUCAUUGGUGGAGGAGAGUAAAUUUAUUGUGGAGAGUCGACUUUUACAACGAGACGUUAUGGUGAAAAUAGAGUCACUGCAACGAACGGGAGACAAUCCAAUUUUGUUUGGAUCGGUGUUUGGAGGUCGUGACUUGGCCAACAAUAUAGCGGUGGCUUUGUUGAAGGAAGGGUAUGCAAGUAUAAUCGAUGCGACAUUGAAACUGGUGCCUGACCCAGCAGCCUACAGAUCGGCUUUAGCAGAGGCCAAAUCGAAGCGUUUGAGGAUUUGGAAAGACUACAAGGGAGGCGAUGAAGGUAAAGGAGGAGCAGGGGGAGUAGGAGGAGGUGAAGGUAAUAAGAGUGGUGUUGGAGGAAGUGGUGCCAAUGGAAUGUACAAUGGAAAGGAGACAUUUGAUGGUAAAGUGAUCGAGAUAAUCAACGGGGAUGCGUUGAAUGUGUUGACGAAUAAAGAAAAAGUGGUCAAGAAGGUGUUUUUAGCAUCUAUUCGUCCACCACCACGUCGAGCGGAUGUAGCACCGGAUCAAAAGAUUCGAGCUCUGUAUGAUACACCUUACAUGUUUGAAGCGCGAGAGUUUUUGAGGAAAAAGCUGAUUGGUAAAACAGUCAAGGUAAUUGUGGACUAUGUUCAACCAAAGAACGAGAAUUUCCCGGAGAAAACUUGUGCCACUGUGAUGCUGGGAAAUGUGAACAUUGGGGAGGCUCUGGUUUCCCGUGGAUUGGCGACUGUGGUCAAGUAUCGAGCGGACGAGGAGAGGAAAGCGACAAAUUAUGACCUUCUAAUGGACGGAGAGAUGAAGGCUGAAAAGGCAAAGAAAGGAUUACAUGGUAAAGAAGGACAAGCAAAGAAGAUUGUUGAUUUGUCGUUUGAUUCAAGUAAAGCCAAGUCAUUUAUGCCUUUCUUGAUAAAAAGCGGAUCGAUGGGAGUUCGUAAAGAUGGUUGUGUGGAACAUGUUUACUCGUCUUCUCGGAUAAAGGUGUUUAUACCGAAGGAGAAUUGUUUGAUUAACUUGAUUGUUGGUGGUAUAAACGCGGACAAAGCAAGUGAAUCAAAGUAUGGCCAAGAAGGAUUUGAAUUGGUCAAGAGUUUGGUUCACCAACGAGAUGUACAAGUUUGUGUUGAGAAUAUGGAUAAAGUGGGAAACUUUAUUGGUUAUGUUUAUUACGAGGUGGAAGGUGGAAAUUGGAAAAACUUGUCACUAACACUGAUCGAGAAAGGAUUGGCAACAAUACGAGAUGCUCGUGAUGGAGAGAUGAUUAAAGCGGAAGAAGAAGCAAAGAAAGAAAAGAUUGGACUAUGGGCUGAAUGGGUUCCUGAAGAAAACGAAGAAGAUGAAGAUGGAGAUGAAAACGUUUCAUCAGAUGAAGAAGAUGAUGAACGUGAAGAUGGAAUCGACAAUUCCGACAGAGACUUACCUGCUUUAGGAGCAACAAUAAUACCAGAGAAAAAGGAUAAAUCAACGAUGAAUGAUGAAAAUAAUGCGAAUGGAAUUGAAAGCACAUCGUCCGGAACAACGGGCGAAAACUCGUCGACAACAUUGACAACAACGAAAACAACGAGUGGCGAGAGUAAAAAGAAAAGCAAAGGAGGAAAGAAAGAAAGUGUUAGUGAAGACUAUUCGAAAUUGGAGAAAGUUGUAGUCGUAGAAAGUAAUAGCGAUUUGUCGGGUUUCUAUGCUCAACACAUAAAACAAGGUGAAAAAUUAGAAGCUCUUUUGGAUUCAAUGAGAGGAGAUUUGAAACAAAAUCCACCGACACCGUUAGCAGUGACCUUUAAGAAGGAGAUAUUGUGUGUAAAGUAUGUGGAUGGGCGAUGGUACUGAGGAAAGAUUGAUAAAUUAAACGUGGCCAAGAAAACGGCAGAUAUUUUCUUCAUUGAUUAUGGUAACUGUGAGGAGGUUUCACAGGAGCAUUUGGCACCUUUACCAUCGGCUGAUUACUCAAUAAACAGUUUCCCGGCUGCAGCGACAUUAUAUGGAUUGGCGUUCAUGACAUUA
This is a messenger RNA of Panonychus citri (citrus red mite), 2575 nucleotides long. RefSeq names its product staphylococcal nuclease domain-containing protein 1-like. Gene Ontology annotation, cellular component: nucleus; cytosol; RISC complex. Gene Ontology annotation, biological process: regulatory ncRNA-mediated gene silencing; mRNA catabolic process. The record is from RefSeq and is a predicted model, not a curated record. The transcript has 2 exons. Lineage: Eukaryota; Metazoa; Arthropoda; Arachnida; Trombidiformes; Tetranychidae. Gene Ontology annotation, molecular function: RNA binding; nuclease activity. The coding region runs from base 38 to 2401 and encodes 787 amino acids.